UCCCAGGGUUUCUUGGAUAAAAAAAUAAUUGAAGAAUUAUGCGAAUUACAUAAAAAAGAAAUGUCCAAAGGAAGUUAUGAUUCUGAAUUUAUUAAUUCAAUAGAAGAAUAUUUGGAAAGAAAUCAAUUAAAAUCAAAGGAUUUAAUUAAUUUGU
Molecule: messenger RNA, 154 nt
Organism: Racocetra fulgida
Lineage: Eukaryota; Fungi; Glomeromycota; Glomeromycetes; Diversisporales; Gigasporaceae
Source: the annotation of a GenBank genome assembly